AUGGCUUUCCCUAGCCAGACGAGUGAAUGUUCGAACCAGGCCACACCGCCCACACCAUCGUACUUGGGCUCGCCGUACGGGUACGAAUUGAUCCAGGGCACGGACUCCAUCAUGGCAACUCUUGGUUCCUCCUCCCUUGCUCAGCAGAACCAGGCCAUACUUGCUCUCUUGGUGAGAGGCGCAACUCUAGAGUUCAUCUUCCACUCUGUCGAGACCUUCAAGUAUAUGGUGUGGUCCAACGAUAUCAUUGGGCUCGCGUUCACGGCGUUGUCUGGUAACCUCCAAGACCUCGCUAUCAUGGCGGUGAUCCCCGCGGAGGAGCUUGUUGGAAAGAUCCUACACGUCGGUCAGUAG
This is a messenger RNA of Alternaria conjuncta, 354 nucleotides long. RefSeq lists its product as uncharacterized. NCBI's taxonomy places the organism in Eukaryota, Fungi, Ascomycota, Dothideomycetes, Pleosporales, Pleosporaceae. The coding region runs from base 1 to 354 and encodes 117 amino acids. The transcript is spliced from 2 exons. The record is from RefSeq and is a predicted model, not a curated record.